CUCUGGUGCAUUUCAAGAGUGGUUUUUUCACCUCAAUUUAAGAUCAAGUCACGUGAUGUGCUCGGAAUAUCGAAACGGCCGGACACUGAGUUUCAACUGCAAGCAAGCAGCGCAGAUAGCCAAAUAGUUGGGCAUAUGUAAUGGUAAAGAAGUGGAACCCUGACAAGCCCCCUCUUUCAUCGUCGUAUUGUAAGUUGAUUAUAACACCAAGGUUGACAAGAGAGACAUAUGGAUGGAUCAAUGGAUGAAUGUGUUCAGUAUCAUUGGAUGCAAAACGAAAGAUGCACUCUUAUCAAUAGAAUCGACAUUGUAUCCUUUCUAUAAUAAUCUCUUGUCAAACUUUAUAUUGUUCUCAUGUUAAUUCAAUCAUUUCUUAGAGUAUAAUAUAAUGCUUGUCAGUAAGCAGAACAGAAAGGUCAUUUACGAAGCUCUUUUCAAGGAUGGUGCCCUUGUUGCUCCCAAAGACUACAAUGCUCCCAAGCACACCGAACUUGAUGUUCCCAACCUUGAAGUCAUCAAGGUUAUGCAAUCCUUGACCUCCAAGGGCCUCGUCAAGACUCAAUUCUCUUGGCAAUGGUAUUACUAUACCCUUACUGAUGAGGGUAUUGACUACCUCCGUGAAUACCUUCACUUGCCUCAAGAAAUUGUUCCUGCCACUUUGAAGAAGACCGCUCGCCCUGCUUCUGCUCCUCGUCGUCCAUUCGGUGGUGACCGUGAAGGCCGUGCUCCCCGUGGUGACCGUGACAACUACAGACGUAAGGAAGGUGCUUCCAGUGACUUUAAGCCUGAAUUCCGUGGUGGUCUCGGCCGUACCAACCGCGAAUAAGC
Molecule: messenger RNA, 828 nt
Organism: Rhizopus microsporus ATCC 52813
Lineage: Eukaryota; Fungi; Mucoromycota; Mucoromycetes; Mucorales; Rhizopodaceae
Exons: 5
Coding region: 389-826 (145 amino acids)
Cellular component (GO): cytosolic small ribosomal subunit
Molecular function (GO): RNA binding; structural constituent of ribosome
Source: RefSeq, a predicted model, not a curated record